Aspergillus alliaceus is the source of this 1398-nucleotide messenger RNA. RefSeq lists its product as uncharacterized. The coding region runs from base 265 to 846 and encodes 193 amino acids. The transcript has a single exon. The record is from RefSeq and is a predicted model, not a curated record. Lineage: Eukaryota; Fungi; Ascomycota; Eurotiomycetes; Eurotiales; Aspergillaceae.
CCCCAGCCCAUCCCUACACCGGCAUCAGACGAACUGUCUGACUCGGCUGGGUUGGGCUGAGAACUUUCACUGCGAAUACUUCAAGUCGGAUCACCACUUCCCACUACUACUAUUAUUAUCACUAUCGCUAUCAGCCAUCCCUAUCGCUAUCGCUAUCGUUAUCACUCUCGCUGUGUACUAUUUCCACUCAAUAGCCAAGAAUACCCUAAUUCAGAUACUUAAUUGGAGCUGUUCCCCCCCCUCCCGUCAACGAAAUUUAGAAGAAUGAUGUUGACCUCCUCUUCCUCCGACUCCAAUUCGUCCUGCUCCAACAGUCCCAUCUCUCAACACCCUCACCCCCAGGCCUACUUUCCAUCUCUUCCUCGCCGCAGGGAACCCGCAAAAUGCCCUCGCUACUACUCGACUCCCUUGAGGGCUGACUCGCCCGAGUCGACCCCUCUCCAGAUGUACGGCCUGGAACAGCGUGAGCCCUCACUUUACGGCGACCGAUCGUCGAAGCUAUUGCGCCGGUUCUCCCACGCCCUGGACGACAUCAAAGAGGACUUUUCCCUCCAACUGGACCCGCGUACCACCGCGGAAAAGAUCCGUAGCAAGCGUCGCCAGUCUACCCUGAUGCUAGACACCAGCGUCCCGGGAUCCCGCUCCAGCUCGCUCUCGGGAUCGGAGAGCCCAGAGAUAGUCCCUCGUCCCCGUCCGAUGUCGGUGAUGUCGAAAGACCACGCCUUCGCUCCCCCGACGAGGAGAUUGAGUCGGAGACUGACGAUGCUGGGCUUCCGAAAGAACCGAUUUCGCGGCCAGGCGAGCAUCUCGCAGCCGAAUCUGAUCGGAUCGUCGACUCAAAUGUAAAGCCGACAUGUCACAUUUCGUCCCUUCCACCGCAUCGAAAAAUUCGAAACACCAAUAAUCAACCUAACACUCCUGUUCGUUUCCAUACGCACACUUAUUAUAAUUGCAUCUUCGGCCAACUACAAGCAUCCACGGCACCUUUCUUUUUCCAAUGGGUAAGCACUUGCGAUUGAUUGACUGCAUUCUUCCUCGGAGUUCAGGAAAGGCUGGCGGUACCAUCCGUCGAUACAUUUCCUUUUUUCUUCGUCCUUUUUCUUCACCGUUUAAUAUCCGGCCAAAAGUCAUUCCUUGGUUGCGUUUCCUAAUCUCUGUUUUGUACCUAUUACCUAUAUUCUUUCCUUAACCUUCAUAUGCAUUAGCUUGGUGUUGGGUGUCUGGAUAUCCUUCCAUGUUCAUAUUGUUUUCGUUGUCACAUUUUGACCUUUUUUUUCAUCUUGCGUUGCCCUUGCAUCGUACAUGCAUAUACAGGUUAUAUAUACAACCCUCGUCCAAAAGUAUAUAAAGCCAAAGUAUAUAUCACAUUUAGGAAUAAAAGAAAUCCUACACUCAUGC